AUGAGCUUAAUGCAGAACCCUAUUCUCAUCAAACUUCGAGACGACGCAGAGCGGCAUGAUGAAUGGGCAACCGUGAAGUUUUGGAAUCACGUGCUCACGAAGUACGUUUUCACGGAGGAUCAUUUCGUCGUGUCUACCGAGCAACCCCCCGUCCCUUUAGGAAGUCUAAGACGGGUAGACGUUGUCAUUGAAUCCUGGAGUGGGUCUCGAUUUCACCUUUUGUUAUUUCUCGAAGCAAAGAAGGGCCGAGCCGGGCCCGUCGACAUUGCCGAGGUUGAGGCCCAAGCAUACUCGGCAUGUCUCGAGCAUUUUCAGGAGAACACCACAAGAGGACAGAUAUGGGCGAUGACCUGUUUUGGUCCCAACGCCCGUUUUUGGGUAUUUGACUCUCAAUGGCCUUACCUCGCACCAUACUACCCCGUCGAAGGAGAGCAUGGGCAAAAAUCAACAUACAUCGACUUCAAAUAUCACGAAUCUGCGAUCAUGGACACUUUGCGCCACAUAAAGGGGAACCCUGUUCCUCCCGCCCAAGUGUUCAGACGACCUCUGCAGGGUGCCGAGUCCUCAGAGACAACUCUCUUAUCCGCGGAGUCCGUCACCCUGGUACGUGUGACAAAAAUCCGGAAGACAGGCCCGGAAAUUGAGACCUUUGAGGGGACCAAAUUCAAGACGGUUAGUGCUAGAUGGUCGCCAGCACAGUGCAUCGUGGAUGGGCAGGUUGUCGAUGGCUAUUUUUACGAUGGCAAUUCGGGUGCUGGUUACUUUACGACGAACAAGAUCCAAGGCUGA
Messenger RNA from Colletotrichum higginsianum IMI 349063, 789 nucleotides. RefSeq lists its product as uncharacterized. NCBI's taxonomy places the organism in Eukaryota, Fungi, Ascomycota, Sordariomycetes, Glomerellales, Glomerellaceae. The transcript has a single exon. The coding region runs from base 1 to 789 and encodes 262 amino acids. The record is from RefSeq and is a predicted model, not a curated record.